CGACGCGCCCUCCCGCCGAUCACGAUCUUCACGCCUCUACUUUCUCCGCCACCCUCGCGCCGCGCCUUCGCAGACACCGUGCACAAUGGUCCGGCUCAUCACGCACAACCUCCUCGCAUGCCAUGCCAAGGGCUGCACCUCCAACAACUUCCCUCUGCAGUUCCAAGACGUCCAGGUCGAGCUGCGCGAGGCCGAGUUCAACCCCGACUUUACGCGCGGCAUCAUCUCGAGGCUGGAGUGGGGCGCGUUGGUGGAUGCUGCUAGACAGCUGGGGGACACGUCGUUGCCGGCGGAGCCCCCGGAGAUGAUGGACGACGAGUUCCUGCAAAAACUCCACCAUGUCUUGCUCGAGACACACGUAGAGGAGGGCGCCAUGAUCUGCCCAAAUUGCAAGCAUGUCUAUCCGAUCUCAAACGGCAUUCCAAAUAUGCUCCUUGCCGAACACGAGAUUGGUUGAGUCUCUGCGUACCACAUCACUGCGCAUAACAUCUAUGCCACUAGUCAUUCGUGCACGGCAGCCUUGUGCUCCUCGAGUGAAUGCGCUCGACCAUCUGGAAGCUUGCCGAAGGUGCAAUGACGGGCGGCUACCACGGGGAAUGGGAGACUCGAUGCAUUGUGGAAGAUGGAAGGGGGGAGCAAGAACAAAGAUACAAAUGCAAAGCACUACAAUCGAACCGCAAGGGAGAUGUACCACGAAGGAAUCUAUCGCUUUUGUCAAGCCGUCUAAGCUCUACCUCUACCUCUCACGAAAUCUUCUAUAACUAGAAAAUACAGGUCUAAGUGGAUGAAGCACACAACACACUGCGCACGCGUCUACGAGUCUUGAGCGGGGG
Fomitopsis serialis is the source of this 833-nucleotide messenger RNA. RefSeq lists its product as uncharacterized. NCBI's taxonomy places the organism in Eukaryota, Fungi, Basidiomycota, Agaricomycetes, Polyporales, Fomitopsidaceae. Gene Ontology annotation, molecular function: protein heterodimerization activity. The coding region runs from base 86 to 457 and encodes 123 amino acids. The transcript is spliced from 5 exons. The record is from RefSeq and is a predicted model, not a curated record. Gene Ontology annotation, biological process: rRNA (guanine-N7)-methylation; tRNA methylation; peptidyl-glutamine methylation.